Molecule: messenger RNA, 652 nt
Organism: Cyprinus carpio (common carp)
Lineage: Eukaryota; Metazoa; Chordata; Actinopteri; Cypriniformes; Cyprinidae
Product: proteasome maturation protein
Biological process (GO): proteasome assembly
Cellular component (GO): cytoplasm; nucleus
Source: RefSeq, a predicted model, not a curated record
AUCCACACUCCGGAACAGAAGGUGGCGGUAAUGCGCCAAUAAGCUUGAUACCAACCGCCGUUAAAAAAAAAGAAGAAGAAGAAAACCGGAAGUAAAUUUAUGCUGAUCGUAUAGACAAACCUCGCUUGAAGAUGAAUACCCGUGGCCUGCGCUCUCAGUUGAAGGACAGUGUCCCUGUGACAGGUCUGUGUCCACAGGCGGGUCCUUAUGGGGUUCAGGACUCUCUACGCAGAGGGUUCUCAAGUGUAAAGAAUGAGCUGCUACCAAGUCAUCCAUUGGAGCUUUCUGAGAAAAAUUUUCAGCUCAACCAGGACAAGAUGAAUUUCAACACAUUAAGGAACAUCCAGGGUCUCCACGCACCCCUCAAACUACAGAUGGAGUACAGAGCGGCUAGACAGAUUCAGCGUUUGCCCUUUCUGCCAAGCUCAAACCUGGCCCUGGAUACCCUCAGAGGUACUGAUGACACCAUUGGCUUUGAGGACAUCCUCAAUGAUCCUGUCCAGAGUGAGAUGAUGGGCGAUCCUCACAUCAUGACCGAAUACAAGCUUGGUGUCCUGUGAGGAUGCCGUUUCUGCACUAUUUUCACCCAAGCCUGUAGAUUGUGUUAUAUGCAUUGUUUGACCACAAUUUCUAAUAAAAUGUAAAACUUGAA